GUUGCAGCGGGGCGUGUCCUGCCUGGAAACUAUGUGGAAAUCCUAAUAACGCAGCUCGACUGGACUGGACCUCAGCACGAAGGAGAACGCGCGAGGUUGAACUUGUGUGGUCGUUGACCUGUCUUUAACGUCACGAUGUUGAAAGAGUUGGUAAGGGAGCGACUCAUUGCGGCCGCCGACGAAAUCUUCGGGCUGUUUGACGGAACGAUCGCGUCGUACGAGGAGCAACUUUGUCGAGCGAGAGAGGAGACCGAGCGACACCGACGACAACUGGAAGCUGUUUAUAAGACUCACAUUGUGAUAUGCAACAAAGAUGUCCAGCAAGUGGAGGGGAGCUCCAGGUUGGAGCAGGAGGAUCCACAGCCCCGCCACCCUAAAGAAGAGGAGGAGCAUCCAGAGGUCGUCCACAUUAAAGAAGAGGAGGAGGCUGCUGCCAUCAGCGAGUUGCGACUGACUGGUGUCUAUGUGGACAGUGAAGACGACAAAGCUAAAUCACCUGAGUGGUCACAGCAUCAGCAUCAAAGUCCAAGUAGAGACCACUGUGGAGGGCCACCACCAGACACCAUUUUUGUUCCACUGUCACAUGGUGACAACACAGAAGAAACUUGGAGGAGCGACGCAGACGAUGGUGACGACAAUCAGUUGAAAUGCUCAGAAAAGGAGACCACUUUUGGCAACGGGGAAACUUCACAGACAUGUAAAAAACGUCUAACCUGCUCUGUUUGUGGUAAAUGUUUUGCUAAACAUCAUAUGAUUAGACACAUGAGAACACACACCGGAGAAAAACCCUUCAAUUGCCCAGUGUGUGAGAAAACAUUCUCUCUUAAGGCACAUGUGGUGUCACACAUGAGAAGACACACGGGAGAAAAACCUUUUAGCUGUGCAACUUGUGGUAAAACCUUCUCUCAAAGGCUGUAUCUGGUAUCACACAUGAGAAUACACACAGGGGAAAAACCUUUUAGUUGCUCAGUUUGCGGUAAAAGAUUCACUCAAAAGCCGAACAUGGUGUCACACAUGAGAACACACACUGGAGAAAAACCAUUUCAUUGCUCAUUUUGUGGUAAAGGAUUCACUCAAAAGCCAAGUAUGGUGUCACACAUGAGAAUACACACAGGAGAAAAAGGCUUUACUUGUUCAGUUUGUGGUGGAAGCUAUGCUCGUAGGUCCAAUUUGACUGCACACAUGCGCGCUGAGCACCAAGAUAAUAAAUGAAAAUACUUCUGGUAUGUUCUCAGAAUGUGAAGAGUAUGAGUGUAAAAGCGGUAUAAAACAUACAUAUACCGUUUGGAGGUGGUCCUGUUGCAACAUGACUGUGCACAAAGCAAGGUCCAUGAAGAAAUUGAUGUGUGUUUGGUGUGGAUGAACUUAAGGGCGCUGCACAGAGUCCUGGCCUCAACCCGAUAGAACACUAUUGGAGGAAGAUACUGAGAGCCAGGUCUUAUUGUCCAGCAUCAUUUCCAGACAAGCUGUUAUAGCUACAAAUGGUGCACUGAUAUAUUAAACCCUAUCGAUUAUGAAUGGGAUGUUACUUAAACUCAUGUACAGGUCAAGACACUCAUAGUGACAAUGCAUUUGUGUAGCACUCUUUUGAGUGUGUGAAGUAAUCAAGCAAUAUAAAUAACACAUUCAAUAUCAAUUAUUAUUGACAGUAUUCAAGUGAUUUGGUAAUAAAUUAAUUGAAGCAGCAAAAACAUUGAGAUGACUACUCUUUAGGUCGCCGAGGUAAAAGUUGUAGUAAAACUCAAAACAAAAUAUCAGAAUUAAGACUAGUAUAACAUCAAUUUGCUAACGGAAUUUGACUGGAGUCAAAAGAUUUGCGUAAUGUGAACGGUAAGCGCAAAAUGCUAUAGACAGGCUAACAAAGCUAGCAUCUUUAGUGCAAUAGUCAUGUUUAAACAAUUUAUAUUUGAACACAAGCUGUGGCAUCACAUUCCAACAGAGCAUGCAGUGAUAUUCACAGACAUAUAUUCUUUAUCUUCUUUAUAGAGUCGAAUAAUAUUACGGUUUCUGUGUUUCAUCAUUAAACCAACCUGUUAUGUUUUUGCUGCCCCCUCGUGGCCAAGGUACCACCACAACAGAAAGAGCAGAGAGCAAUGCCCCGUGAAUUAUCCUGAUGCACAAACUGUUUAAUUCUUGUCUAUUCUAUUUAAUUAUAUUACUGUAUUUUUUAUAUAAAGUACAAAACUGACUUAUA
Phyllopteryx taeniolatus (common seadragon) is the source of this 2194-nucleotide messenger RNA. RefSeq names its product zinc finger protein 432-like. The record is from RefSeq and is a predicted model, not a curated record. Bases 136 to 1212 code for a protein of 358 amino acids. Lineage: Eukaryota; Metazoa; Chordata; Actinopteri; Syngnathiformes; Syngnathidae. Gene Ontology annotation, biological process: regulation of transcription by RNA polymerase II. Gene Ontology annotation, molecular function: DNA-binding transcription factor activity; RNA polymerase II cis-regulatory region sequence-specific DNA binding. The transcript is spliced from 2 exons.